CAGGGCGGCGGGGGGAGGGUGGCCGCGGGCAGAGGAGGGGCCGAGCCGCCGCUUUAAACUUGCCGGGGAGGGCCGAGCCUCCCUGCCCGGGGCAGCGGGGUCUCCUCAGCGCACCCGGUUCUCCUUAACUUCAGCCCGGCACCAUGUCGGGCAAUGGGGCGGCGGGCUCCGGCCUCCGGAACUCUGCCGCCCCGUCGGUCCGCGGCGUCGGGCGGUGAGGGGACACCCCCGCCCCGUCCCUCCGCCCCGCCGAGGGGUGCCGGGGCCACCCGCCCUUCCCGCCUUCUUCUUCCCGCCUCCCGCCCCGCCAUGGCCGCCCGCGGAGCCGAGCGGCGCGGCGCGGAGCGGCUCGGCAGUGCCGCCGGGGUCCCUCCGCCGUGAAGGGGCGACAAGCGGGGCGGUGUGUCCCUGCGCUCGGUCCUGCCUCUUCCCCCCUCACCCCCCCUCCCUUCUUCCUCCUCCUUCUCCUCCUCCUCCUCCCCGGAGCGGAGAUGUGCGAGACCCAGGCGAGGGGAGUCGCCUCCUAGACCGGCAGCCAGGAUGGUGCACCUGCGGCCCCUGCCCUUCGUCGUGGUCCAGGGCCUCCUCCAGCUCGUAUUUUGUGACGCUAAUCAGGUCGUACAAGCCACAGACGUGCUGGAGUGGGAAGACAAGGAUGCUGCAGAGACACUGGUUGACAACGUGGUCCACUCCAGGAUCAUCAAUCCUUUGCGCCUGUUUGUUAAACCGUCUCCGGUUCUGAAACACGGCCAGGUGUCCUACUCAGACAGCAUAGAAAAUUUUUGGGAUUGGUUGUCCAACAUCACGGAGGUUCAGGAAUCUCUCACACGAACUAAACGCAGGCCUAUAGUAAAAACUGGGAAAUUUAAGAAAAUGUUUGGAUGGGGCGACUUCCACUCUAACAUCAAAACUGUUAAGCUGAACCUCCUGAUCACAGGGAAAAUCGUCGAUCACGGCAAUGGGACCUUCAGUGUUUAUUUCCGACAUAACUCCACAGGUCUGGGAAACGUUUCCGUAAGCCUGGUGCCACCUUCCAAAGUGGUUGAGUUCGAAUCAUCUCCACAGUCAACACUGGAGACCAAGGAAUCCAAGUCCUUCAAUUGCCGAAUCGAGUACGAAAAAACAGACCGCGCUAAAAAAACUGCCUUGUGCAAUUUUGACCCUUCAAAGAUCUGCUAUCAAGAGCAGACUCAAAGCCAUGUCUCCUGGUUGUGUUCCAAACCAUUUAAAGUUAUCUGCAUUUACAUUGCUUUCUACAGCGUAGAUUACAAACUGGUGCAAAAGGUCUGUCCUGAUUACAAUUACCAUAGUGAGACUCCGUACUUGUCCUCCGGCUGAUACAAUCGCGGGUAACUGUAGAGAUACAGCAGCAGGCAUAGAAAUAAGCAUUCCCAUUAACCUUUUGGAGAAGAAUAUGUUUUCCUAUCAGGUUAAAAAGUCUUUAAAAAAAACCCAAUGUAGCUGUGUAUGUGCUGUAUCGUAAAUAAUCACGCUCAUUUUCAUUUGAGACCAUCGCAUUUUAGCUCUCUCGUCAUUAAUAAGGGAACUACCAGGCAGGCACAUGACAAAAAUCAAAUAAAAUUAUGUCUGUACCGAACGUCGGUCUUGCAAAUCACUUUUUUAAACUAGACUCGAUGGCAGAGAGGUUGCCUUUUACUUGACUCGGACAGCACGUAGCAGGAUGCUGUUUCUCACUGGGAACUGUAGAAGAUGACGAUAUAAGGAACAAACGGUGGCGCAGACUCCCAGCUGCUUAUAUACAAAAUCCAAAUAAACAGCUCUGCCACUAAUUUCAUUAAGAACGUUACACGCACAGGGCUCAAGGAAUCAAGGCCAAAUACUAAGAGAAAGAGCUAUUUCUAGGACAAAAGAAAAAAAAAAAGGAAUCUGCAUUUCUAUGAGUUGUAGUAGUUGUAGGUAGUCAGUGAAGUGAAGAGUGAGUUCUUCCUUCAGACUUCUUACCCAUGGAUAUGCAAUGACACAAUUAGACAUGGACGAGCUUUAGUUUAUUAGGCCCACCAGGGGUGCAGGUUUGGUGUACACGUCUUUCUUCCGUGGUCACCACUGGUUUCGGUUCUUCUCGACUGUUUACAUAUACACCCGUUCUAGUUUGACGGUGACAGGGACCAUACACACCUUGGAAAUGGAUAAUCUCUGUUGAAGUCCGACGAUAACAGGGGCUGGCUGCCGCGUAAAAGCAGCCAUGAUCUUACUGUCUACCCCUCGUAGCACUGUGUUGCAGUAACGAGAACACAUCACAGCAUAAGGACAGCACCUGCGCAAGCUUUCUGCUUAACGGCACCCCCUUGUCUUCCUUAGCACCGCACUGCGUACCUUAAGUCAAAUUAUAAGCAACCACAAAUUAAGAGGACAACAAAAAUCUAUGCGUCCUCACUUCGUAGAGCCGGUUUCAAACAAUUACCGUCAACGUAAAAACACCCAGCCAGACUUUCCCCUUCGCACAGAGCAGCACCAUCGCACCGCCGUUAGCUGUAACCCCGCUGCGGCCGUUGGCUCCCGCGAGGCCGCUUCCGGCGUCAGGCCCCACGCCAAGGCGCUCGCCUCGGGCGCUGAUUCUGCCGCUGCUGCCAAUGUGCUCCCGUAGCUCUCCGUGACAGCGCCGUGUCACGGGGGCCGUGGAAGAAGCCGGCUGAGGAAGUGCUUUUUAUUGCCUCCAACCAAACUUACACGCAGGGCCCAAGAGGUUACACACCGUUAAAAUACCCCAUGCAAGUGGUGUGCACGCAGACGAGCGACUGACAGCUCGCAAGGACUCACUCAGGAGAUUAAUUCCGAUUUCCUUGGUGAAGUAAAAAAAAAAAAAAAAAAAAAAAUUACUCCGUUAAAAAUAUACUACAAGUAACCGGCUAAUUUGUUUUUCUCUUUAGGUGACAUAUUUAAAUGUGUGGUUUAGUUUGAUCAAUAAUCUAAAUGUUUUCCUUCAUCUUAUUUCAUACAGAGUCUCUCCGCGUCUAAAUGACGUUUUUUAGUUUGUCUAUUACUGUCGAUUCCUACAAGAUGCUCUACUUUGUAUUCUGUAUAGCGUGUCCUCGUUCCGGCUGUAUAUAAGCUUGGAUUUAUUGCUAGGAGUUCAGUGGUUGAUGCUUUUGUAACUUAGCUGUAAGCCAUGAUUUUAUUGCCAUGUAUUUUUACUGGGCACUGUAGGCAAUUCAAAGAAAACCCUACAUGCUAUUUAUUGUAGAGUAUGUGGAAAUCAUGUAUGUAUAUACACUUAAAUAUGUGUACAUAUACAGAAUAUAUGCGUACAUGUAUUUGUAUGUAAAUAAAGAGAGUUUACUAAA
Chroicocephalus ridibundus (black-headed gull) is the source of this 3302-nucleotide messenger RNA. It is a transcript of the gene NXPH2, whose product is annotated as neurexophilin 2. Bases 541 to 1338 code for a protein of 265 amino acids. Lineage: Eukaryota; Metazoa; Chordata; Aves; Charadriiformes; Laridae. Gene Ontology annotation, molecular function: signaling receptor binding. The record is from RefSeq and is a predicted model, not a curated record. The transcript has 2 exons.